Pocillopora meandrina is the source of this 3968-nucleotide messenger RNA. The record is from the annotation of a GenBank genome assembly. NCBI's taxonomy places the organism in Eukaryota, Metazoa, Cnidaria, Anthozoa, Scleractinia, Pocilloporidae.
AUGCAAGUUUAUUUUGCUCUCCUUUGCUUCAAACUGGGUCUGCUGAUGAGAGCUUCUUUUGGAGGUAAGAUAUGGAAUUCAGUUUUGAUCUGCAGCGAUAGAAGUUGACGUUGCAAUCAAGUUGGAAGGAACUUGAAGAAAGUUCAGGAAUAAGUACUCCGCAAAAAAUUGCUCUGAAGAAUCAAAAUAUUUUGACAAAAGCGUUCUACUCUCGCAGGAUCUCGGCCCUCUCGUUUCCCUGUAAAUUUUUGGCCAUUCUUUCGGUAACUGAAUGCGUUCAGUCGCGUACUUACUCUCAUAAGUACUAUUAUCCAUGGUGCUGAUACUGCAACUUAUCAAAUAUAUAAAAACGUAACUUGACAGACCAUUGCACCCAGGGACUAUACUAUCGUAUAGCCGAAAGCGAGCAGGUAUUUUAGAUAACACCGACAGGACUUGGUAAAACAGUCCGUUACUAAUUGCAAAAUUUUUCCUUCACUCGCAUUAAUGGAAUUUCUAAAAAAAAAUUUGUAGACUGACUAAUGAUCGACCAACGAGUUUUUAACAAAAUAAUCAGACCAAACUCUCCCCGUUAAUGAAAAUUAUUGUUUAAUCUUUUGAAUUUGCAUAGAAUAUUUGCUUAGUUAUGGCUGAUGCUCUGCGGCGGUUGAAAUGGCAGUUCAUUAUUGCCACAAAGCAUUUGAUGGGGGGUCGAAUUUCUCAAGGUGAACUCAUACCUAUUUAAAUUUUUAGGAAAUAGAUUGGAAAUUUUUAAAAUUUUUAUCUACAAAGAUCGUUACGCUAUUCACAUUGCUGAUCCUAGCAGUAUAUAGGACGCGUGUCACAUGAACUUCGUAAUAGACCUCUGUCUCUGUCUCUGUGGCUCAGUGGUAGAGCAUCGGAGCUAGCGCGGAAUCCGAUCGUCUGAGGUUCGAUUCCUCAUGGGAACUCAGAAUGUUUUCUUUGUCCCACGCUCGUGAUGAGAUGAUAAAAACAUCUUUCUCUACAUUUGAAGUCUUAUCAAAAAUACCUUUUAAGACUGCACAUGUAUGCACGUCCAAAACGUUUCUACUGAUAAAACUAUUUUAUUAUUAUUAUUUUUUUUUUUUAAUUUCAAAGCGAAAAGAUUUGAGAAUUUUAUCUGUCAAGCCACAUUAUUUAGUUACCCAAUUAGGAAUUGAAAUUUUGAAGUUGAACUCGAAUUUUCCGGAAAAUCCUACAGUUCAUCGUAUGAGUAAUUUGCUUGAACUGUUAUCUUUAAUUGAUAGCAUCUAGUUACUACCGAGUGAAAUCAGUUCAGCACGCAAUGUAAUUUCUAACGGGUAAAAUUAAUUUAACUUUCCUAUUCAUGACAGAGGCAGAAAUUCCGCCAUUCAAAGAUCAAUGCCUGAAGUGGCACAACGUGUACCGUGAAAAACACCAGGUAAAUAAAAGCCGUAUAGACUUCUCACUGAGAGUAAAUUGUAUAAGCAUGCAGGUUGCAGUAAUUGUUUCCAUGAAUCAACUCCACGAUCCACCUAAGGCUCAUCGGGAUAUCAAUCACACGGGAAGUUUGGAGACCUCCAGGGAUGCCUCAGAGUUACUUUGACGCGUAGCCCGGAGAAAAUCUAGCUUCUUGAGUGCAGUUCAAACUUUUCAAGUGCUUCAUAUCUCGAUGAAAGCAUGGCUGACGUGUGAAUCAAUUGUUUUGUGUAUCAUUUUCAAAUCGAUAUUUCGAACACUGUUGAAAGAGAAAUUUGCCUAAAAUGCUCCAAUGCGUUAUCAGCGUGCAUUUUGGGAAUGUGAAGCACACUUGCGUUACUGAAAUUGAUUGUACAAACUCACUGGCUAUUAUAUAAUUUCAACUAGUUUACUGAGUACGCGUACGUCAUUCCAAUGUCUCACCGUCAAAUGUCCAAAUGUUCUGUCAAAUGGAGAAGAUCUCUAAAUAAUCCACUUUACCUACUUAAGUUACCAUCAUAUUAACAUUUUUCCUUUUGUCUAUACCCUUUAUAUUGAAUGUUUGCUAAGCGAUCGAUCGGCAUGGCGGGAAAUUAUUUUGCAAAACGCAGGUUGAUCCCGUGACGUGGAGUGACGCUCUUGCCAGUGGCGCCGAAAGUUGGGCAAACUAUUUAGCGCAAAACAAUCUGUUUGAACAUACGUCUGGUCUUCAAGUUGGGGAGAAUCUGUAUCUCUCUGGUUCCCCUUUACCUGAAGAGCCUUGUACUUCGGCUACUCAAGCUUUCUACGGAGAAGUCAAAGAUUAUGAUUUUAAAAAGCCUGGGUUCUCCAUGGAUACUGGACACUUCACUCAGGUGAAUUUACUUUAAAGUAGCUUCAGUUAUAUCUGUUACCAAAAAAAGGUUUCAAAUGAAAGGACAAAGGCUCCCAUGCAGAUCAUUGAGCCUCUUUCAACCCAGGACUAUAUAUGUGUAGCGGUGGACUUUUCGAGAGACCUGACCUGUAGGUAAUUAAUAAACAGAUUUCAUGUUUUGUGAUUGGAAUAAUAAUGGGCUCAGCUCGCCAAAGAAAUAGAGAAAGAUGUUUUCCGUCUUGUAACGAGCGUGGGACAAGGAAAACAUUCUGAGUUCCCAUGAGGAAUCGAACCUCAGACCUUCGAAUUCCGCGCUCCUAUGCUCUACCACUGAGCCACAGAGACUCUCUAGAGAGCAAGACCCAGAUUUCAUUUUGCCGUGCCUUUGUGCAAUGUCAGACAUACGAGGCUCAUCCGAACAGACUCGCGGUAACAUUUAACAUAUUUUUCCUACCUAAGAUAGACAUAAAAAAAAAUGUUAAAGGUGACGUCAUCUGCGUAUCUGUCUUCGAAUAGAUCAGAUUAAGUAUUUUAAACAAAUAGAUUCUAUGCUGCCGUGCUGAGUGUGUCACUGAUAUCCAUAAGACAAUUUAUUAACGAUUUUUGUGAUCUAUUACUAUACACAGCCACGGUAACCUGGAAUCUAUUUUUUUUUUAUAUGAUAAAAAGCAAAAUGCUGACGUUAUCUAAGCACUUGCCCUUCAAUAGAUCACAAGUGAGAACCAAUCAAAAUGGAUUUAAAAGUCAACUUAUCAUGUGAGAUUCAAUUGCAUUGGGGUAACAUGUUCUUCAGGGGGAAUAGUGAUACUCUGUACUCACUUCAUGCUUCCGAAACCAUGAUAAACUCCAUCGGGAUGAGCUCGUGUUCAUUCUUUUCUCUUUCGUGUUCUCCCAGGUUGUUUGGAAGAACUCCAAACAGAUCGGAGCCGCUCAGCAAGUAAGGAGAGAUGGAAGGCUUGUUGUGGUGAUUCGCUAUAAUCCCCCAGGAAACUUCAAUACAGACGGAGCUUUCGCUGCAAAUGUUUUGCCUGCCAGACUUGAUAAUGGAUCCGGAGUUUGUGAUGUGCGUUCUCCUUCGGUUUUCACUGCUUAUGUGGUUGCUCUUGGACUUAUUUUCAAUUUCCUCUAUUGAUGUAUUUAUUUGAGCAACACUUUGAUUAAGGAGUUUCCAUCUUUAGGCUACAGAUGCACAACUUUGUGAUAAACUAUUCACACACGAUCGAAUAAAUUUGUAAAUGAACUCAUUGCAAACGUUAACAUUUUUAGCCUUUGUAUAAGUUGCAUCAGUGAUCUGAUUAGUUGCUGUUGUACAGUGAUGUAGUUUUAUUGCAUUUGGAAGGACAGGAUGCAGUUCUGUAUAGGCGUCAGAAGUGGAGAUAUGGCCGGAGAAUUCUUAGUGCCGAAAUUCAUGUAAAUGACAUAUUGCAUACAACUGAACGCAACCGUAACAUGCUAAGAAAUGCUAGAAAACGACAAGUAUUACUCUUCAUGUAAAGGGCGCCUGUCGAUAUUCUGUUCGACAAGCCUUUAAUUUUAUAAUUGAUAAACGGUACGGUACUCUGGUUCUUGUGAUAAACAAGUUUCGUUUUCAAUAAAUUUUCAUUGUACACAUUACACUUAUCAUUUUCAUUUUUGUGUAGCUUUCACGUUUCGCCGCUAUAACAACAAAACUUAAAUUACAUAAAUUCGCUGUGCU